Molecule: messenger RNA, 1713 nt
Organism: Amborella trichopoda
Lineage: Eukaryota; Viridiplantae; Streptophyta; Magnoliopsida; Amborellales; Amborellaceae
Source: RefSeq, a predicted model, not a curated record
UAAUCCACCGCUUUCGAUCUCUCUCUGAAAGUGAGAUUGCCAUUUAAUAUUAUUUGAUUAUCAUUAAUAUAACAAUCACAUAAAUAGCUUAACCUUUUUCAAUCUCUCUGAACCACCAGUUUCAAUCUCUCUGAACCAACACCAUUUAUGAUGAUCCUCUCUCUGUCUCUCUGUCUCUCUAAAAUUGAUCUGCUCUCUCUCUAAAGUCCCAAAAAGACGAUGCCUGCGGCUCACCAAGAGGGGAUCUGAGUAAGAGCUGCGCUUUUUUCUCUCUGUGUCGUUUGUCUCUCUACACUAAAUAUUACCAUGAGUUAACGCCUGUAGGAGUCACGUUCCUCUGCAUUUUCCUGCAAAAAGUUUCUACUUUUCACCAUUCUUUCUCCUUCUCACCCCCUCUCUCUUUCCCACGAAUAUAUAUCUGUAAAAAGUCUCUCUUUCUACAUAGAGAAAUCCAUAACAAGUUCAUAUUUUGAUCUUCAUUUACUCUCUCUGAAAUUGCUAUUUGUAAAAUCCUGAUUCAGUGUAACCAUUCUUUCUUUCUUCACGCACCACUUUCCAUUUCUCUUAUAUCUUCUCAUCCUCAAAGGUCCCCAUCUCUCCCUGCAUUCUCAUCCUCAAAAAUCCCCAUCUCUCCCUCCAUUCUCAUCCUAAAAAAUCCCAUUAUCUUUGUUGCUCCUCUCUCUCUAUGUCUCUUCCUAAAAAUCUCUUUAUACUUCCAUUUUUCUAUAGCCAUUUCCUUCCAUCUCUAGUGUGCUUUCCUCUAUAGAGGUUCCCUGCAUUUAGCCCCUUUUUUCCACAUAUUCUCAUGGAUUCCUUCUCCAUAAACAAACCCAACAAGCUCACUUCUCGAAACCCCAGAACCAAAAUCUUAUGGUGCUCGUGCAUAUGUCUCUCUCUGUUGAUUCUAAUCGUACUAUUAAUUCUGAUUCUUGCGUUCACUGUUUUUAGAGCUAGACACACCACCACCACUGUAAACUCCAUUAGAUUAGCAGGCCUCGACGUGUCCCUCGAUAUACCCAGACUAAGGGUCAGUUUAAAUGUGAGCCUUGACCUGAACGUCUCUUUAAAGAACCCCAACAAAGCUAGCUUCAAAUAUGGGAACAGCACAACCAUGUUAUAUUACAGGGGAGGCCUAGUUGGGGAGGCUUCAAUUCCAUCGGGUGAGAUAUUUGCGGGCGAGACUGAGGUGAUGAAUUUGACCCUAACCAUUUUAGCCGAUCGCCUUCUCUCUGAUUCUUAUAUUUAUUCAGACGUUGUUAAUGGUUCAUUGCCUUUGACCACUUACACGAGGAUUUCUGGGAGAGUUACAGUCAUGCGGUUAUUUAAGCAUCACUUGGUUUCUUAUGCUUAUUGUGAUGUUUCAAUUUCGAUUAGGGACCAGAAAAUCGAGAAUUCAAGUUGUAGGUACAGGAAUAAGCUUUGAUCAUUUCUGGGCUUGUUUUUUUUGGAUGAAAGAACUUGGGUUGAUUUGUUAUUUUUAUUUUUUAUUAUGGAGUUUUAAGAAAUUAGUUUCACUUUUUGCUGAUGUAUAUGCGUGUAUCCAAGUGUAGAGGUUCCAAUACUCAUUGAAUUUUGUAAGUAAGGUUCCCAUUGCUUGCUCAUGUAAUGACUGGAUAUUGAAGAUAGAAUGAACAAAAAUAAAACAGAUUGAUAUUUUAUUAUUGUUAGCUUCAUUUUACUGUAUCAUGGUGGUUUAUUGAUUUGUGACUUGAA